This is a messenger RNA of Eimeria tenella, 1917 nucleotides long. RefSeq names its product CAM kinase, CDPK family, putative. Bases 1 to 1917 code for a protein of 638 amino acids. Gene Ontology annotation, cellular component: cytoplasm. The record is from RefSeq and is a predicted model, not a curated record. NCBI's taxonomy places the organism in Eukaryota, Apicomplexa, Conoidasida, Eucoccidiorida, Eimeriidae. Gene Ontology annotation, biological process: intracellular signal transduction; protein phosphorylation. The transcript has 7 exons. Gene Ontology annotation, molecular function: ATP binding; protein serine/threonine kinase activity.
AUGUUUUUCUAUAGCAGCAGCAGCAGCAACAGCAACGAUGCCAAGAUCAGCAGCAGCAGCAGCUCCGCCUGUGGCAGCAGAGGCUGCAGCGCCGGCGAAAGCACCGUAGGCACCACCAGCAGCAGCACAAGCUCCAGCAGCAGCGACAGCAGCAGCAGCAGCAGCAGCGGCACCCCAGUGUUCCCAUGGCUUGACGACGUCCUGCCGAGUGAUUCGCGGUGGCGAAAGACACGAGUGGCGCGCAGCAGCAGCAGCAGCAACAGCAGCAGCAGCAGCAGCAGCUACGGGCCGCCCCACGGCGGGGGCUGCAGGCUAAGGGCUAAGGGGCCCCCCUCGGAGGAGGCCCCUGGGCGGCAUGGGGGGCCCCUGGGGGAGGCCUACGAAGCUGCUGCGAAGGCCGCGCACGUGGCUGCGCAUGCAGCAGCACAGGCUGCGGCGCAUGCAGCUGUGCUGCAGCGGCAGGCAGAAGAGGCUUACUGGUCCCGAAAGGCCACUCCGGAAGUGGGGUUUAGUGUGUACCCGGACCUCGACAGAGACAUUCAUCUGGACUACAACUUGUACUGCGCAGACCUCGGAGACAGAGACGGAGAGUCCUCCGUGGCUGCUGGAGUUUCCUCGCAAGAAACUGCAGCCCCAAUGGCCGUCGACGGGGCCCCCAGCGGGGGCCCCCCGCCAGGUGACCCCAAGCCUUGCAAGGGCUCGCAGGCCCACCUCGUGCUGGGGGAGGGCCGCUACGGCAAAGUCGUGUUGGCGGAGAACAGACGCACCCACGAAAUGGUGGCCGUCAAAAUGCUGGACAAGAGGCGCGCCCUUGCAGACGAGGCCUGGGACUGCAGGCAGGAGCUCGAGAUCCACAGACGCCUCCCGCGGCACCCCCACGUGGUCUCUGUCCUCGAUGUCUACGAGGAUCGCAAAAGCCUCUUCAUCCUCAUGGAGUUGUGCGACCGAAACUCUCUUGUCGACAGAGUCGUAGCAGACGGAGCCUUCUCUGAAGAGCAUGCCAAGAUCAUCUUUGCCCAGCUGGUCUCUGGAGUCAUGCACUGCCACGUCAACAACAUCGUGCACAGGGAUCUGAAACCGGAAAAUAUAUUGUUUUCGCGAGAGCUGCGGGGCGGUGGCUGCAGCUGUUCCGGGGCUUCCGACUGUUGGCGAGUCCCGCCUCUGUCGCCUUCCGCUUCCCCUUAUCCGUCAUUCCCCUCCCGAUACGACGAGCAGGGCUCCCCUGGCCAAAACUCUUCUGGAGGGUCCAACUUUAUUGUCAAAAUCACAGACUUUGGGUCCGCCUGCUACGCCGUGCCCGGCGAGCUCAGCGGCACCGCGUGCGGAACAAUUCAUUACCUGGCCCCUGAGGUGCUAUCUGGUAAUUACUACGAUGGUUUUCUGAGUGACGUAUGGAGCCUCGGCGUCAUCCUCUACAUCACGGUGUCCGCAACGCCUCCUUUUUUCGGCGAGUCUGUCGGGGAAGUAGUUCAAAGAAUUGUAGCAGGCUCCUACUCGAUGAGCGGCUACCAGUGGCGACACGUCUCGGACGAAUGCAAAGACAUCAUCCGGCGUUUGCUAACUGUCGAUCCACGCUGCAGGAUGUCUUUAAAUGAGACAAUAUCCCACCCCUGGUUUGUACGGAUCAUGGGGGGCUUGGGAUGCUUCCCAACAACUCUUGGCUGCAUGCGCUGCUCCGCUAGAAGUGUGCUCUACGCAGAGGCGGGGGAUGAAAGGCGUUCGUUGGAGGUGGAUUAUGAGAGCUCGUUCUGCUGCAGCAACUGCAGUGGCUGCAGCAACUGUCAUCAAGACGGCUGCGAUGCCCCAGAGCUAAUUGCAGCUUCACCAUUCGAGCUGUCAUGCUGUGCGCCUACAUCGGGCCCACCCCUGUGGGCCCUUCCGCACGCGUGCGGGUUUGCUCAUUGGAAUAGAAAUUAG